UGUUUGUGUGAAAAAGAAUGACCUUUGCGACAUUCUUCUGUCUCUGCGCACAUACUCUAACUUCCUGGGUCGCGAAGCGUAUACCGGUGUAACUUGCAAAUGUUACAAAAGUCGCGUGUUUUUCUUUCCAUCAUUUCAAUUAUCCUACAGUUCUCCUUGGAGAUCGAACGCAUCGCGUGUUUUUUCUUGCACUCAUCGAUCUUGCAAAAUCAGCUCUACGACGAUAAAGAAGAGUGCACCUAAAGUAAUACUUGCGUUUACAUGGAUUUAGCGCUCGCUGCAGAACAUCAGUCGCGAAGUGGUGGGCUAGUGUGGUUACGAACAUAAUUGUCGUUUAAAUGAGGACUAGAUGAGAACGCUACACGUGAACCAAAAACAUCAACAGAAUUAGGACGAACGUGAAAAACAGCAGUUACAAGGUUCGCUUGAGGCAAGUCAAGUCGUCCAAUGCUUUAUUUGCUUCAACGACUCAUCGUGAAAUUAGCAUCUCUGCGCAUGAAUGAGACGAUAUUGACAUAAUGGGUGAAACUAACGCUGUAUUUUCGUUUGACACAUUUUUAUGUUAAUUGACUUUUUGAGCUUUCAGUGGUCACGGUAGCAGUACUUUUAUAUCACCAUCGACAUUGGAGAGGGAAAUUUUUGCCUGGGAGCUAUCAAGUCGUUGCAUACGACUGAUGUGUUCAGUCGCUAGUAUUAAUUCCACGAGGAGCAAGUGUUUAUAAAUUAUUUCUGUAAUUGAAAAAAUUAUAGUGAAUACACAUCACCAAGGAAAUAAUGGAAGGUAGCAGUGACGUAGUUAGGGUGAAGGAAGAGCCGAACUAUAAUUGGCUGGAUGUAGAAGACGGUUCUAUCUUCGAUCCGGUGGACUCCUGUACAGUCGAAAACUUUGAAACAAUACAAUUUCUUGCAUUACCCGCAAAUCUCGAGGAUGCGGCUGUGGCGUUACAGGAGAGGUCAUGUGAAAAAAGAAUCAAAGGUUCUGAAUGCGAAGAUGUUAAACCAGAACUGAAAUCUCUUCCCAUGAGUGUUAACAAAUUUGAGUUUCAACAUUUUCAGUCUAUUGUAAAAAUAGAGAAUGAAAAUCGGACCAUUGACACGAAUGAAAAAAAAAUGUUAAUUUUGAUUAAAAAGGGAUUUGAUUAUGAAAAUAAUUGCCAGUUUAAUAUAAACUCCAGUUUUACCAUUGCCAAAUGCAAAAAUCGAAAAAGUUUAGAUGGGACUGUUACAAGAAAGUCGUCGCGUGAAUCAAAAAUGUAUUCAAAAACAGAAAAAGCAGAUCCAAAAAAGCAUACAAAUACGACUGUAGUUUGCAAUGAAUCAUUUUCCUGUAGAAGUGACCUCGAAAUUCAUUCAAAAAUGCAAGGUGAUUACAAAAAACUCUUCGAAUGUGAGAUUUGUCACAGUUCAUUCAGCUGCAAGGACUACCUCAAUAAUCACAUAAAUAUAGUACAUGAUUGUAAAUCCUUCGAAUGCGAAAUUUGUCACAAAUCAUUUGGAUACCGAUUUGUACUUAAGAACCACAUGAAUGCUGUGCAUGUUUCUAGAGAAUCUUAUGAAAAAGAAGAACAAGAUAGCAGUUUCGAAUGCAAUAUUUGUCAUAAUUCAUUUGGACUGAAAGAUGACCAUAUAAAUCACGUACAUGGAUAUCAUAAUCGGAGCAAACCCUUUGAAUGUGAGAUUUGUCAUAAAUUAUUUGGCCAGAAUAGUCACCUUAAAACUCACAUAAAUACAGUACAUAAUCGCAUCAAGCCAUUCGAAUGUGAGAUUUGUCAAAAGUCAUUUGGACUAAAAAAAGACCUCAGAAGACAUAUGAGUGCAGUACAUAAUCGGAUUAAACCCUUCGAGUGUGAAAUUUGUCACAAAUCAUUUGGAGAAAAGAGUACUCUCAAUCGUCACGUUAAUGUAAUACAUGAUCGUAGUAAACCCUUUGAAUGUGUGAUUUGUCACAAAUCGUUUGGACAAAAAAUAAGCCUUAAUUAUCACAUAAGUACAAUACAUUAUCGUAGUAAACCCUUUGAAUGUGGUCAAUGUCACAAGUCAUAUGGACGUAAGGGAACCCUCAAGUUUCACAUACGUUCAGUUCAUGAUCGGGGCCAACCCUUCGAAUGUGAGAUUUGUAAAAAGUCAUUUGGACUAAGAAGUGACCUCAAAAGACAUAUAAGUGCAGUACAUGAUCGAAGCAAACCCUUUGAAUGUGAGAUUUGUCACAAGUCAUAUAGACGUAAGGGAACCCUCAAGUUUCACAUACAUUCAGUUCAUGAUCGUAUCAAACCCUUCCAAUGUGACAUUUGCCUUAAAUCAUUUGGACUAAAACAUAAUUUAAAAUACCACAUAAAUGCAGUACAUGAUUAUGGCGAACGCUUCGAAUGUGACAUUUGUCACAAAUCAUUUGGACUCAGAAGUCACUUCAAAAGGCAUAUAAAUAAAGUACAUAAUCGGAUCAAACCAUUCCAAUGUGAGAUUUGUAACAAAUCAUUUGGAUACAAGAGUAAACUUAAAAUACACUUAAUUGAAGUGCAUGAUCGUAUCAAACCUUGCGAAUGUGGGAUUUGUCACAAAUCAUAUGACCGCAAGAGUGACCUUAAAAUUCAUAUAAAUACAGUACAUUAUCCCAGCAAAUCCUUCGAAUGUGACAUUUGUCACAAAUCAUUUGGAAUCGAGAGAAAUCUCAAUCAACACAUAAAUAUAGUACAUACUCGUAAUAAACCCUUCCAAUGUGAGAUUUGUUACAAAUCAUUUGAAUGCAAAGACCAGCUGACUGUUCACCUGAGUGCAGUUCAUAUUAACAGCAUACCCUUCGAGUGUCAAAUUUGUUAUAAACUAUUUGAACAAAAAGUUAGCUUAGAAUCUCAUAUCAAUACAAUGCAUAAUCAUAAGAAACCCUUUGAAUGUGAAAUUUGUCACAAAUCAUUUGGAUACCAGAAUAUACUCAAAAUUCACAUGAAUGUUAUACAUCGUCGGAACAAGUUUUAGAAUGUGAUUAAUAACUCACAUAAUUUCAGAACGUGAUCGUAGUAAAUUCUUGGAGUAAAAGAUCUAACUCAAGUCAUAUAUUCGCAAGGGCACCUUUCAGUCUACAUAAAUACAUGUCUAGAGCAUAGAAAAAAAUUUUUAAAUAAUCUUUAUUUUAUUUGGUGG
Trichogramma pretiosum is the source of this 3138-nucleotide messenger RNA. Its product is annotated as zinc finger protein 345-like. The record is from RefSeq and is a predicted model, not a curated record. Lineage: Eukaryota; Metazoa; Arthropoda; Insecta; Hymenoptera; Trichogrammatidae. Gene Ontology annotation, molecular function: RNA polymerase II cis-regulatory region sequence-specific DNA binding; zinc ion binding; DNA-binding transcription factor activity. The coding region runs from base 775 to 2973 and encodes 732 amino acids. Gene Ontology annotation, biological process: regulation of transcription by RNA polymerase II. The transcript is spliced from 3 exons.